UCAGUACUUAAACUCGGGUCAGCAGCGUCGCACCGGCGGGCUAGCUUCUCAUCGGACCCGAUCGGCAGUUCAAAAUUAUAUGUACUUAAAAGCACGCAAUCGUGAAACGAAACCCACGAAACGCGAUCUAACAAAAAUGAAAACUGUUUGUAUGUGGAUAAUACCAGUGCUGAUCCUGCUGCUGCUGGAAUCAAAGCAAGUGGAGUCUAAGAAAUAUCAGCGAUGCGAACUCACCCGAGUUCUGGUGGAAAACUAUCAUUUUGACAAGACUUUCAUCUCCAACUGGAUCUGUCUGGUGGAGCACGAGAGUUACCUGGACACCAGCAAAAUAACUGUAAACCAGAACGAUAGCAAAAACUAUGGUCUGUUCCAGAUCAGCAGCAAAAAUUAUUGUUCCGAGGGUCGAAAAGGAGGGCAGUGCAACAUGAAAUGUGAAGACUUUUCCAAUGACGAUAUUGGCGACGACAUUGCCUGUGCCAGAAUGAUCCAAGAGCGCGAGGGCUUCAAGUACUGGAAGGGCUGGGAGCGCUACUGCCGCAAUCCCCAGAAUCUUCCCAAUCUCCGCGUGGCCUGCAACCUGCGCAGCCUGUCUCCUCUGCGAACACCUCGCGGAUUCCUUCUCGGCUAAGACCCAUAUUGCCCUGUACUACUCGAGCAUCUAACUAAAAAUAUAGAUACAUGAAUGCUUUGCAUAAUUGCUUGCCCGGAUCUGCAUUUGCUGAUUGCCCACACAGGGAGAGCAAAUCGCAGACUGAGGGUUUCCAAGUGGG
Drosophila ficusphila is the source of this 770-nucleotide messenger RNA. Its product is annotated as lysozyme. The transcript is spliced from 4 exons. The coding region runs from base 80 to 628 and encodes 182 amino acids. NCBI's taxonomy places the organism in Eukaryota, Metazoa, Arthropoda, Insecta, Diptera, Drosophilidae. The record is from RefSeq and is a predicted model, not a curated record.